Molecule: messenger RNA, 1995 nt
Organism: Schistocerca serialis cubense
Lineage: Eukaryota; Metazoa; Arthropoda; Insecta; Orthoptera; Acrididae
Product: major royal jelly protein 1-like
Exons: 6
Coding region: 165-1478 (437 amino acids)
Cellular component (GO): extracellular region
Source: RefSeq, a predicted model, not a curated record
CGUACGGCAGAGUGUAUAAGUUGAGAGCCAAACAUGCUUCUAGCUUCCGUGUGCAGUUGAGGUGUCAGUGAAGAUACGUUCAGCUCUUGCAAGCACACGGGGAAGUACUGUAUGCAUGACUGUUUGACGUCUCUGUUCCAUCAACGAAUAGAGAGAGACACGUGAUGGCAGUAGCGUCACAAAGAGGAGCCAGACCAUUGGCUAACGCCGUGCCUCUUGCACUCCUGGUGCUGGCAGUGGCGACGUCUGCAUGUGGUAAGCAGCAGCACCAACAACAGCGGCAGCAGCAGCAGAAAGAAGGCAGCUCCGAUGACUGGGACUUCUAUUCGCCCGUGUGGCCAGGUGUGGGCGGGCUCUCAGAUGUGGCGCGGUGGCACACACUCACGUUCGAUUUCGGAGGCAACCAGACGAAGGAGCAGGAGUACCGAAACUCAGGACGCUACGACCCGCCCUCCAUCCUUCUCAUAGACUCCGAGAUUGUCGGCGACCACGUCUACGUGACGACGCCGCUGUUCAAGACGGGAGCGCCGGCCUCGUUCAGCGUGGUGAGCGGCUCGCGGACGCUGGACCCGCCCCUGAGGCCGUUCCCCAGCUGGGAGGCGCACGCGACCAGCGCGCAGGCGCUCACCGACUGCUCCACGCAGAUGGUCUCCGUCUUCAGGUCGACCAGAGUUCCAUCUGACCACAAUACCGUGUACCUGAUAGACUCUGGGGUCGUGGACAUAGCGUCAACGUUCCAGAAACUGUGUCCUCCAAAAAUUGUGACGCUCGACGUGCCGUCUGCAACAAUCCUCAAUACGACAAAGAUCGACAAGGAGGCCUGCAAUUCCCUGUACAUCGCCAUCGAGGUGGAGGUGCUGAGGGGCGGAAGGCGAGUAGCCUACUCGGCCGACGUGACGGGUUUCGCCCUCGCGGUGACGGACCUGGACAGCGGGCGGACGCACCGCGUCUACAGCCAGUACUACUACCCCACUCCCGGCCUGGGCGUCACCACCAUCGGCGGCGUGCGCUCCUACCUCAUGGACGGCUUGUUCGCCUUGGCAGUCGCCGACGGCAACUUCUACUCCUGGGCGUUCGCCAGCAACACCCUCAACAAGGUUGCCACCCGCGUGCUGAGGAACGCCACAGACGAGCAGAUACUGGACCUCACCGUUGAGACGCUGGUGCCAGGGCAGAGGGCGGGCCCAGCGGGUGCGUUGGCCAUCGACGCCUCCGGGAGGCGGAUGUUCUUCGGCAUCGCGGAGCAGGAGGCACUCUACUGCUGGGACACCAGGAAGCCCUACAUGCAGGUCUUCUUCCGCCAGCUCGCCCAGAACACCGAGCGCCUCCAGUUCUUCAGCAGCGUCAAGGUGCUGCACUCCGACGACAAGUUGCUUGUCGUCACCGACCGCUACAACAAGUUCGGCCAGGGCAUUGUCGACCAGCAAUCGGUCAAUUACCGUGUGAUGUCCCUGAACAUCAGCCAUCUAAACUGCUAGGUAAACUACGCUGUCGACAACGGACCUCUUCUUCUGCCGCUUCUGAACAAUCGUCGCAGUAUUUCCAAUUAAAAUGAUGCCAGAAUAAACACAUUUUGUCAAUGUUUCAGUAUGUCUCUCAAAAAAGAAAUAUUAAUCAGAUGCUACGAGAGGUUAUAUAUGUAUAAUGAAUUCCACAUAAAAUGCGUAAUUGCAGUGCAGUAAUUUGACGGUCUAUAUUUCAAUACAAAGAUCUCGGCCUGGUUUGUUGACCUGUCAUGGAGUUCACGGGCUCCUAAACGCAAGAUGAGUAAAAUUGUUUUCUCGUCUGAGAACAAUCAAUUUUGCGCUGUCUGUUGUUAUAAAAGAGAGAGAGAGAGGGGGGGGGGGGGAGGAAUGGAACAUGGAAACAAUCAAGAACGAAAGGAAACCAUUAUUAUUUAUGAUCAAAACAGGACAUAGGUUUACUUUGCGUGUUCCUGUAUUGUGAAAUGUAUUCAAAAUAUCUAUCUGCUUCAUUAAAAAAGUAACAUCUAUA